CAAAGCCACAUAAAAAAAUUUUAUACGGAUUGCUGCCGCUGGAGCUCUUCUAAUCUUUUGGUGGCUUCCGUAGACUUCUCCGUCGCUACACCUUUGCCGAGAGCCAGUUUCCUCUCAGCAUUACUUGUCAUCUCAGAAUGAGUCUCUCUGGUGCUGCUGCAGUUGGUUCAAGCAGAAAUUUGAGAAGAGCGGUGGAGUUUGGGAAAACUCAUGUGGUUAGGCCCAAAGGGAAGCAUCAAGCUACUAUUGUCUGGCUACAUGGCCUUGGCGACAAUGGCUCCAGCUGGUCUCAGAUGUUGGAGACGCUUCCCCUUCCAAAUAUCAAAUGGAUAUGCCCGACUGCUCCUUCUCAGCCAAUAAGUUUGUUUGGUGGUUUCCCUUCCACAGCUUGGUUUGAUGUUGUGGACCUGACUGAAGAUGGACCUGAUGAUGUAGAAGGACUGGAUGUGACUGCCGAACAUGUUGCAAAACUCUUGUCAAACGAGCCUGCUGACAUUAAGUUAGGUGUUGGAGGGUUCAGCAUGGGUGCGGGGACUUCUCUAUAUUCUGCGACCUGCUUUGCGCUCGGUAAAUAUGGAAAUGGCAAUCCUUACCCUAUCAAUUUAAGCGCGGUCAUUGGCUUGAGCGGGUGGCUUCCUUGUGCCAAGACACUAACUGGUAAACUAGAAGAGGAGCAGAUCAAGAACCGAGCUGCAUCGUUACCCAUCUUAGUUUGUCAUGGAAAAGGUGAUGAUGUUGUACCGUUCAAGUUUGGGGAGAAAUCAUCACAGGCCUUGAUAGCACAUGGGUUUAAGAAGACGACCUUCAAAGCUUACAGUGGACUUGGUCACUACACAAUCCCACAGGAGACGGAGGAUCUGUGCUCGUGGUUGACAUCCACCCUCGGCCUCGAAGGCUGAAAAGGCUUUUCAAUCUGAUGAAAAAAAAAACUCGUGAGAUUUUUCUUUGAAUUGGAUUUGGGAUCUUUCAGAUUUUUUCACUUUCGGAUUUGGAUCUUGUUACAUUUGGGAUAUUAAUGUAAGACUAUGCCCUCUCUAGUAUUAAAGCUUCUUGUCGUUUGGCACGUCUGAACCGGACCAUCGGUAGACGCAGUUGUGUUUGUUUUCUUGUGGUCGAACGGAUAUUAAACAAAGAUUUUCAGUGCUA
Molecule: messenger RNA, 1146 nt
Organism: Raphanus sativus (radish)
Lineage: Eukaryota; Viridiplantae; Streptophyta; Magnoliopsida; Brassicales; Brassicaceae
Exons: 9
Coding region: 138-899 (253 amino acids)
Molecular function (GO): hydrolase activity
Source: RefSeq, a predicted model, not a curated record